Acanthoscelides obtectus is the source of this 186-nucleotide messenger RNA. Lineage: Eukaryota; Metazoa; Arthropoda; Insecta; Coleoptera; Chrysomelidae. The record is from the annotation of a GenBank genome assembly.
AUGGACCACCCGGGAGUGGUAGUACAAGGUAAUGGAACAACGGAAGAGGAAAUCAACGAAAGAUUAAUGAACGCAUCUAGGCUCUAUCAUACAUUGAAAACAUCUUUCUUAAGGAAGAAUAUCAUAAGCAGGAAAACAAAGAUGACCGUGUACAGAACAGUAUUCAGACCCAUGUUGAUAUUUUAA